Raphanus sativus (radish) is the source of this 911-nucleotide messenger RNA. RefSeq lists its product as uncharacterized. NCBI's taxonomy places the organism in Eukaryota, Viridiplantae, Streptophyta, Magnoliopsida, Brassicales, Brassicaceae. Gene Ontology annotation, molecular function: zinc ion binding. The transcript has 6 exons. The record is from RefSeq and is a predicted model, not a curated record. The coding region runs from base 215 to 532 and encodes 105 amino acids.
GCUCAGAGAUGGCAGCCACUAAGGCGGCUCUACCUGUGUAUGAAUGUAUCGAGGUCAUUAUCACUCUCAAAGAUGUUUACCCCGUGGUUCAAGAGAACCUCAUCUCUACCUGUGACUCCCGUUGUUUCCUCAAACUCCAACUAGCAAAGGGAGGGUACAGAUAGCUAGAUCUCUCUCUGUGCCUAUUAAUUUCAAGGAAGCAAGCUUAAAGAGAAUGGAUUCGUUCUUCAGAGUGAUUCCUUCUACUUCUUGUGUAAAGGAAGGAGAAGUUUGCUCAAAUGCAUCUGAGGAUGAAACAUGUGAUGCUGAUGGAGAAGACAUACCUGAGGAUGAAGCAGUUUGUAGGAUCUGUUUGGUAGAGCUUUGUGAAGGAGGAGAAACUUUGAAAAUGGAGUGUAGUUGCAAAGGAGAACUUGCUCUUGCUCAUAAAGACUGUGCUCUUAAAUGGUUCUCCAUAAAGGGUAACAAAACCUGUGAGCUUGAUGUCAAUGGUUACAGCCUUACAGAGUUUGGCAGGAGGUCCCGGUUCUAGUAAUCAUCAGCAUGCUCGCUUACUUCUGCUUUCUUGAGCAGCUCCUGGAAGAAUUUGUAUAAUUUUAGAAAAGCUUUCCAGAAGAUUUUGUGUUAACAAAUUUUGAAGUAUUGAUUACUUGGUUACACACGAUAGUAACACGAUGGGAGUUUUAUUACCUCUCAGGCUAACAGUACCCGAGCUGAAGUAUCAGAUUGUUCAGAGCCAAGGCAAAACAGUUCGAGAUUUAUGUUGAUUAUUGAAAAUUUCAAAUUUCUAAAUGUAACAAGAAAGCUUUGUACAUAUUCUGUAACAAAUAAAAUAUUUAGGAAUGACUUCCUGAAAAUUUAAUAUUUAAAAACAAGUAAAUUUAAUAUGAUUUGGAUAACAAGUAAAAAUA